CACAAUGGAGACCGUCGGUCAUCACAAAGUAUCCGCUUGCGCUACAACAACAAUGAAUUGAUUAUUUGUGUCGCACGCAGAAAGAAAAGAUAAGAAGACUAUCAGCGACCUUUCAUUGUAAGAAAGCAACUUGAUCUGUGCUGCGCACGCGAUUUGGACGCUUUUUGCUGGACUUCCUUGGAUAUCCAUAUCUCAGCUUUCUUUUAAACUCACUGUUUUGAUCGCGUGGUCCAACAUGCCACAAACAACUCCAUAUUCAAGCAAAUUCAAUCCAAGUGCUUACAGCAGCAGCCACAGUCACCGGCAGCCUGUGGAGGAGAACUAUGGGGGUUUGCACUAUCGUGAUAAUAAGCUUGUUUCUGGCUCUCUGGAAGCCCUCAUACAGCUCUUGGUCCCUACAGUAGACUAUUACCCUGACAGAUCCUACAUUUUCACUUUCCUGCUAAGCUCUCGCCUCUUUCUGAACCCAUUUGAGCUCAUGUCUCGGGUUUGUUACCUCGGUGUGGACCAUCACAGGGUUGGAGACCCACAAAUGGAUAAGAAAAGAAUACGGGAUAUCGCACCGAAAAUCGUGCAGCUGCUAACAGAAUGGACAGAGACCUUUCCGUACGACUUCAGGGACGAGCGGAUGAUGCGCAGCCUCAAAGAAAUGACCCAUCGCCUUGCCUUCGGUGAUGAGCUUUCACGGAGGGCCAUGCAGCGACUCAUUCAGCGGCUCUUACGCAAGCUGACCACCCUCGGACAGUACGAAGAGUCUCUGGCCACAACCAGCGCCGCUGCCGCCAUUGACCGACCGGUCGCCCUGAAGUCAAAGCAGCAGUUAGUGCGCAGAGAUGACUGCGUUUUAAACCUUUGCGACGACCCUUUCAUUUUCGCCCAGCAGCUGACACACAUUGAGAUGGAGCGCCUCAGCUACAUUGGCCCUGAAGAAUUCGUUCGAGCGUUUGCCCAGAAAAGACCCUCAGAUAACCAUAAGAGUUUCUUCAGUAAAAGAAAAGCAAGCAACCUGGAGGCUUAUGUCGAAUGGUUCAACAGACUGAGCUACCUGACAGCCACAGAAAUUUGCAUGCCGGUGAAAAAGAAACACAGGGCAAGAGUGCUGGAGUUCUUCAUAGAUGUGGCACAGGAAUGCUUCAACAUCGGCAACUUCAACUCAUUAAUGGCUAUCAUUACUGGAAUGAACAUGAAUCCAGUAUCCAGACUGAAGAAAACCUGGGGCAAAGUCAACACAGACAAGUUUGACAUCCUGGUGCACCAAAUGGACCCAUCUAGCAACUUUUACAGCUACCGCACAGCCCUGCGUGGAGCAACUCAGAGGUCUAGUACAGCACACACAAGCCAAGAAAUGAUUGUUAUCCCAUUCUUCAGCUUGUUCAUUAAAGAUAUCUACUUCCUUAAUGAAGGUUGUGCUAAUAGAUUAUCUAACGGCCACAUCAAUUUUGAGAAAUUUUGGGAGCUGGCCAAGCAAGUGAGCGAGUUUCUGUCGUGGAGGCAGGUGAUCUGUCCUUUCGAGAGAGACAGAAAAACACUGCAGUAUCUCAUCAGCGCACCAGUGUUCAGUGAAGAUGAGCUUCAGCUAGCAUCAUAUGAGAGUGAAGGCCCUGAAAACAACUUGGAGAGAGACACUCGCCGUUCCCUCAGGUCAUCUCUCAGUCGAAUGUGAAAGGUGAACUUUGGGAUUGUGUCCUGAAACUAGGACUGAUGGCACUGAAGACUUUGAAGGACUUUUAUUAUCAUUACACUAGUUUUUUUUCCCUCUGUGCUGAAAUUGAGGCUGGAUUCUCAUCGUGACAGUAACAAUAUGCUAACAGAAUCAUAUUCAUCUCAUUUACCUCACGUACCUUCAUGAAAUGUGUUAUAAUCAUGCUAUAUAGAUCUUCUGGGUGAAUUGAGAGCAUGUCGCUGGCUGACCUGUUCUAUUAUUGCAUCAUGUUUCGUUUUUGCUUUUGGUAAGUGGUAAUAGUUUGUGUACUGAACAUAUUUGUUACAAUAUUAAGAGAUAUUUUUAUGUGUGUUAUAGUUUUUGUGUGACCUGUGUACAUGUUUCCCGGUAAAGUAUCUCUGAAAUAA
This is a messenger RNA of Danio rerio (zebrafish), 2070 nucleotides long. It is a transcript of the gene rasgef1bb, whose product is annotated as RasGEF domain family, member 1Bb. The record is from RefSeq and is marked provisional. NCBI's taxonomy places the organism in Eukaryota, Metazoa, Chordata, Actinopteri, Cypriniformes, Danionidae. Gene Ontology annotation, molecular function: guanyl-nucleotide exchange factor activity; GTPase regulator activity. Gene Ontology annotation, biological process: small GTPase-mediated signal transduction.